CGGCUGCUGUGUUUGUGUGUGUGUGUAUGACUGGCAGGUUAAACUGACUUCCUUCUAGUUUAUAGGGGUGGUCUGUUAUAAUCUGGAUGUGUAACAUUCCUUUUUCUCCAAAGCACCUCCUCAUGAAGCUGGAGCACAGACAAACUCACACACACACACACACUGUCGUCACCCCCCACCCCCCAGCCCACCUGUGCUGCGGUUACCCCGAGGCGUUCUCUCUGCCCCCCCCCCCCCUUACGCUUGCUUCCUGGGUGUUUACCCGAGUGCACCUGGCGGAGGAGAGUGGAAGGAAUGAACGGCACGGAGCGCGUGAGAAACGUAGAAAAGAGAAGAAAAAGGAAAAAGAAGACAGAAAGAGAAGAGAAGUGAAGAGAAGUGAAGAGUUGGCCUUCCAGCGUCACAUAAAGAACAAGUUUCCGCUGCAGAAGCCCUGCAGGCGCUGCAGUGUCUGCUCCAACAGCGGAGCAGAACGGUCCCCUGAGGCGUCGGAGGGGCCAAAACUGAACCGACCAAACUUGGCUUCCGACCCCGGAGCAGCAACACGCCCACUUGGCGGCGGCCUGCAGUGCAUUCCUGUUUCCUUAAGUAAUUUGACAGUUUCACCACAUCCAGUUUGGUUUCUGGCUGGUGUCUUGGCUGGGAGCGCCAGCAGAGCUUUUUCUGGAGCCUUCUUCUUCUUCUACCCCCUGCUACAGCUCCAAUGUGUGGUUACAUCUCUGAGGGCCUCCAAAGCACAUGGCAGUCGUCCCAGUGGGAAAGAAGGACAGAGAAAGAGAGAGGCAGAGGGGGGUGGAAAGAGUGAAAACGAGAGGGGAGGAAGACAUGAACUGAAUGUUAGGAGAGGAAAAGAUAGAGGGAGAAAAGAGAAAAAGAUUGAAAUGACCACAGUGAGGGACAUUUGUGCUCUGAGCAAACAGGCCAGUCGUCCUGACUUCCUCCCUCCAUCCCUCUCUUCUUCAGCCUAGGACAUAAACACCAGACAGGCAAAGAGUCUGACCUAAAGAGGAAGAAAUGUUUAAUUUAGCAAUUUGUCCUUGUGUUCCCUGACCUCCACACUAACCUAACCUAACCCUGUGCUUUACAAUUCAAUGCUGGACCACAGACAGAAAACACUCCCUGCAGCUCGUAGCUGAAGAGUUUCAUUGUAAAGUGUUUCGUUUCAUUGUGCAAAUGCGAAAAUAAAAAAAGAUUUCUAAUGCUCAGUGUUAACUCACAUUGAUGAGGUUAUAUUAGUAAAAGGGUAAUAAUGGUGAGAUAAGAUAGCAUAAGACCUAGCUGGAAGUUAUGCAGUGUGUUUCUUGUUACAAAUGCAAUGCAAAUUCUUGGUCAAAGCUCUAUAAUAACAGUAAACAAUACAUCUGGGUGUCCCUGUUGCCCAGUGGUUUAAGAUACAGUCCAUGUAACUGGUUUAAUUAUGGCCCAGAAUCUUUGUUGCAUGUCAUCCCCUUCAUUCAUUCCUGUCUGUAUCUACUGUCUGCUAUCAAAUAAACACAACAUGGCAAAAGAAAAUGAAUGCCCUCAUUAGUAUUAUUGCCAUAUUAUCUUGAGAGACUAUCAUCAGGAGAACAACAGCAUUGGUUAUUUGUUCAAAUGUUAAAAAAUGGCUUACAUUUUCCUGACAAGCGACCUCUUGAAGUCAUGCAAAUAAUGCCUGUUAAUAAAAGCCAAAUAUAUCGUGACUUUGUUGUAACACUGCAAGACCUCUUAUUGUGGAGGGCUUCUUUAACCAUUGAGGCUCAUUAACUAACCUUAACCGAGAAGUUGCCUGAACCAAAUAUUAACCAUAAAAUUGGCAGAUCAGAAAAAGCUCAUAAGUUGUUCUUUGGAAAGAACAAUGUUUUGUGGCAACAUUUUUUCUGAGUGAAGGAGGUGCUACAAAUUUGUACC
Siniperca chuatsi (mandarin fish) is the source of this 1890-nucleotide messenger RNA. RefSeq lists its product as uncharacterized. NCBI's taxonomy places the organism in Eukaryota, Metazoa, Chordata, Actinopteri, Centrarchiformes, Sinipercidae. The coding region runs from base 87 to 968 and encodes 293 amino acids. The transcript is spliced from 3 exons. The record is from RefSeq and is a predicted model, not a curated record.